UUGGUUGUUAAAUAUUAAUGUUAUCACUAACUUAAGAUUUCAGCAGCACAAAUUUGUAAAUUUAUAAAACAUAAGUACAAUAUAUGUGUAUAUUUAUAUACAUUAUAUAUGAAUUUCAACUAUUUGUUAUUACCUUGAAGCUUUAACAACAAUACAAAAUAAAAGUUGAGAAAUGCAUUGUUAACCCGUAUAAUAUCCGUUUUCCUGUGAUUAAUAAAUUACCGUUUUGCCAGUUACAAAACGAUCUAAUCAAUGUCAAAUCUGUGAAUCAUCAUUAAUCAACGUGGAGGAAAGCAAUGUACAUUUGGUCAAGGUGGAGCAAACAGGCUCUUGCCACGAAGACCAAAUUGAUUCUACAUUGUUCAACUGUAACAAGGAGGAUCUUGAAAACGGAAAUAUUACAACUGUUCCUUUCAUGGAGGAAAUAUCUUCUUCAUUACCAAAAAAUGCUAUUCUCAUCCCAUUAUGUGGAACAACUCCCCCUCAAAAUUCAGACGAACCUUUUGGUAAUAAUGCAUACAAAACACUUAAACGAGGUAUAUCACGAGCAACUGAUAAUGUAAAUAUUGUAUCUCAAGCAAGAUCAGAAUUAGUACUUUUAGAUAGUGCUGAAGAUGAAUUACCUACUAUUGAAACUCCUGUCUAUACAUUUAUUUUACCUGAUUUAACAUCACUUGAUGACAAAUUUCGACUUUUUAUUGAAAAAGAUUUAAUAGCAGUAGCAAUGCAAAACUCUUUAGAGCAAGCUACAAGAUUAAAUUGGUGGUCUGGUUUUUGCCAAAGAUUAUGGCCUCUCUCUACUUCUGGUGAUGGUAAUUGUCUUCUUCAUGCUGCUUCUCUGGGUAUGUGGGGCUUUCAUGAUCGUUUAUUAUGUUUAAGAAGAGCAUUGCAUGCCUUUUUAAGUUUUGGUCAAGCUCGUGAAGCUCUUUGGCGACGUUGGCGAAGACAACAAACUAUUCUGAAUUCUCAAUUUGGUCUUGUUUACACUGAACAAGAAUGGCGAAGAGAAUGGAAUGCAAUUGUUAGUAUGGCUUCUACAGUUCCUAGAAUGAGGAGACAUAGUAUAUCAAGUUCUGCCACUAGUGAAACUGAAGGUGACAUUUAUGAGAGUCUUGAAGAAAUUCAUGUUUUAGCUUUGGCCCAUGUGUUAAAGAGACCUAUUAUUGUUAUUGCUGAUACAAUUCUGAAGGAUAUGAAUGGGGAAGCAUUAGCUCCCAUACAAUUUGGAGGAGUGUACUUACCAUUCGAAUAUUAUGCUAGUGACUGUCAUCGUUCUCCAUUAUUGUUAGCUUAUGAUGGUGGACAUUUUUCUGCUUUAGUGGCAAUGGAAACUCCUAAUUCUGUACUUUCUUCUGCCAUACCUAUAGUAGAUUCAAAUGGUGAACUACUGCCAUUACAAUUUCCUAUAGAUCCUGGAAAUAAUGAACAAAAUACAAUUCCUGACAAAAAUCAUGACUUGUCUUUAACAGAUUCACUAUCAAUAAUUAGUGAAUAUUUGGAUAUUGUGAAACUUGACCCUCAGGGUAAUAAUGAAUCGUCAGGAAAAAAUGGUUUAUUUGGGAGUUUGGGUCGCUCUGUAGGUAACAAAUUUAAAUCAAAGUUAUCUCGAACAAAUUCUGUAAAAAAUUUGUCUGUAGCUUUACAGUCAAAGUACACUCUUUGUGCUUUGAUCAAUACUGAUAAAAAACAUGAGUAUCAUGAUGUCAUGAUAAAAAAUUAUUUACAAACUGCAGCAGAACGUUUUCGUCAUUCAUCUUAUGUAGAUCAAACACCUAGGUAUGGAGCUGGUAAAUCUCGUUUUUAUGCUGAAGCUGAUUCUGAAUCACAUGAAAAGGUCGGUCAAAUGACCCCUGUUAAAGCUGUAACUAAUAUAGACUCUACUAUGUAUUUAUCUAAAUCUACAUUUUAUGAUACUGUCCCUCAAAAUGAACCUUGUCGUACUGAUGAAUGUCCUUUUUUUGGGUCAUCAGCUACCAAGUUUUUAUGUUCAAAAUGUUACAAGCAACAACAAAAUGAUAACCAUUAAUAAUAAUAGUUAUAAUUACUUAUAUUAUAUUUUUGACAACUAUCAUCACACUUUAACACCUAUUUUUUAAAAAUAAGCUCUUUUUCAUGUGAUAUUUAUUAUAUCUCUUAUUAAUUAUGUAUAAUUACAAUCUUUUUAUGAUAAAUCUAAUUAGAAAAACUAACUAAUUAACAAAUCACUUAUUUGUUUGCAUAAUUAAAAAUAAAUAAGCUUAAUUUAUUUUUCAAUAACUUAAGAUCAG
Molecule: messenger RNA, 2267 nt
Organism: Daktulosphaira vitifoliae (grape phylloxera)
Lineage: Eukaryota; Metazoa; Arthropoda; Insecta; Hemiptera; Phylloxeridae
Product: OTU domain-containing protein 7B-like
Exons: 10
Coding region: 416-2026 (536 amino acids)
Biological process (GO): protein deubiquitination involved in ubiquitin-dependent protein catabolic process; protein K63-linked deubiquitination; protein K11-linked deubiquitination
Cellular component (GO): nucleus; cytoplasm
Molecular function (GO): zinc ion binding; cysteine-type deubiquitinase activity; K63-linked polyubiquitin modification-dependent protein binding
Source: RefSeq, a predicted model, not a curated record